UUCAUUUUUUGUACUACACACAAACACACACAAUCAUGUCACACGAAGUUACUAACAAUGACUUGCAUGAUGAUGAUCCAGAAUGGCAAGAGCUAAAACUUCCAAACUUGUUGUUACAGAGUGAAGCUGUUCGGCAAGUGCACGCCACCAUUGAGAGAGAAUGGAAUUUCCUUCAAAGGUCAGCUUGUCAAACAGCAGCAGGAAGGGCUCUGUGGAGGCAUGUCAUCCAUGAUCCACUGGCUUAUUUGCUGGCAGGAGAGUCUUAUUUGAGAAGUCUUCAUGAAAAAAUGAAGAAAGACAGACUCAACAAUGCACGUGAAAUUUCUGGAGUUAUUCUUGCUGUUAGAACUCUUUGGUUUGAUUCUAGAUUGGAAGAUGCCCUUAAUUCACCAAAUGGCAGAGAAUCACAAGUUGUUCUCCUUGGUGCAGGAAUGGACACAAGGGCAUACCGUUUAAAUUGUUUACAGGACAGCGAUGUAUUUGAGGUUGAUUUUCCAGGAGUAUUACAAGUAAAAACCACUAUUUUAGAAGCAGCUAAGGAAUCGACAAAUGAAUUUGAACACAUACGGUCAAUGGCUAAAUCCUUAACAAGGGUAGCUGCUGACAUAAGAGAAAAUGACUGGCUGGAGAAGCUUCGAACUGCAGGUUUUUUGCCACACAAGAACACGAUAUGGGUUCUAGAAGGUCUACUGUACUACCUCACCCAUUCACAGGCCAUGCAAGUGCUGAGGAUUUUGGCCAACAAAUGUUGUGUAACUCACACAGUCCUUUUAGCAGACUUCAUGAAUAAGCCAUCAACUACACUGUCUAAUUCUGCAUUCCAAUUUUAUAGCGACUGGCCAGACCAACUCUUGCCCUCCAUUGGGUUCACUCAUGUAAAGCUUUCUCAAAUUGGAGAUCCAGAUGCCCAUUUUGGACUAUUAAAUGAUCCUUUGAAUCUUUUCAACAAGCUUCGCAGGUUGCCUAGGUCAAUAGAAAUCCAUCCAGACGAUGGAACGCCAUGCUGUCGCUUGUACUUGGUUGAAGCUUCUGGUUCACCUAAACAAGAUGUUGCUCCUAAUGUUCCAAUGAGUGUCUCAUGAUUAAUUAUAUAAAUCAUGUCCUCUAUUUUUCUAGAUGCUUGCCCAUUGUUUAUACUUUAUAGUAUAGUAUAUAGCACAUGAGGAGUACAUGUCACAUCUUAAUGGCAAAUUCUUCUAAUAGGUGUGAUCUCACUCCUUCGGUCGUAAUAUUGCUACAACGCAAGUAACCUUAAAGUAAUUAUU
Arachis stenosperma is the source of this 1265-nucleotide messenger RNA. RefSeq lists its product as uncharacterized. The transcript is spliced from 2 exons. Bases 36 to 1082 code for a protein of 348 amino acids. Gene Ontology annotation, molecular function: methyltransferase activity. The record is from RefSeq and is a predicted model, not a curated record. Lineage: Eukaryota; Viridiplantae; Streptophyta; Magnoliopsida; Fabales; Fabaceae. Gene Ontology annotation, biological process: methylation.